This is a messenger RNA of Puma concolor (puma), 3879 nucleotides long. The record is from RefSeq and is a predicted model, not a curated record. Lineage: Eukaryota; Metazoa; Chordata; Mammalia; Carnivora; Felidae.
UCUGCCAGCGCGAACCUGGACAUGGAGCCGCUCGGCGGGGGCCAGGGUCCCGGCCGCGGGACCCGGGACAAAAAGAAGGGCCGGAGCCCGGACGAACUGCGCGGCGGCGACGGCGGCAAAUCCAAGAAAUUUACUCUGAAGCGGCUCAUGGCAGAUGAGCUGGAGAGAUUUACCAGCAUGAGAAUUAAAAAGGAGAAGGAAAAGCCCAAUUCUGCUCAUAGAAAUUCUUCUGCAGCAUAUGGGGAUGAUCCCACAGCACAGUCAUUGCAAGAUGUUUCAGACGAGCAAGUUCUAGUACUCUUUGAACAGAUGCUGCUGGAUAUGAACCUUAACGAGGAGAAACAGCAACCUUUGAGGGAGAAGGAUAUUAUCAUCAAGAGAGAGAUGGUGUCCCAAUACUUGCACACCUCUAAGGCUGGCAUGAGCCAGAAGGAGAGUUCUAGGUCUGCUAUGAUGUACAUUCAAGAAUUGAGGUCAGGCUUGCGGGAUAUGCCUCUGCUCAGCUGCCUAGAGUCCCUUCGUGUCUCCCUCAACAACAACCCUGUCAGCUGGGUGCAAACAUUUGGUGCUGAGGGUCUGACCUCUUUAUUGGACAUCCUUAAACGACUCCAUGAUGAGAAAGAGGAGACUGCUGGAGGCUACGAUAGCCGUAACAAGCAUGAGAUCAUUCGUUGCCUGAAAGCUUUUAUGAACAACAAGUUUGGAAUCAAGACCAUGCUGGAAACAGAAGAAGGAAUCCUGCUGCUGGUCAGAGCCAUGGAUCCUGCUGUUCCCAACAUGAUGAUUGAUGCAGCUAAGCUGCUUUCUGCUCUUUGUAUCCUACCACAGCCAGAGGACAUGAAUGAAAGGGUUUUGGAGGCAAUGACAGAAAGAGCUGAGAUGGAUGAGGUAGAACGCUUCCAGCCAUUGUUGGAUGGAUUAAAAAGUGGGACCUCCAUUGCGCUCAAGGUGGGAUGUCUACAGCUGAUCAAUGCUCUCAUCACACCAGCUGAAGAACUUGACUUCCGAGUUCACAUCCGAAGUGAACUGAUGCGCUUGGGGCUGCAUCAGGUGUUGCAGGAUCUUCGAGAGAUUGAAAAUGAUGAUAUGAGAGUGCAACUAAAUGUGUUUGAUGAGCAAGGGGAAGAGGAUUCCUAUGACCUGAAGGGACGGCUGGAUGACAUUCGAAUGGAGAUGGAUGACUUCAGUGAAGUUUUCCAGAUUCUCCUAAACACAGUAAAGGAUUCAAAGGCAGAGCCACACUUCCUGUCCAUCCUGCAGCACCUACUCUUGGUCCGAAAUGACUAUGAGGCUAGACCGCAGUACUAUAAGCUGAUUGAAGAAUGUAUUUCUCAGAUAGUUCUGCACAAGAAUGGGGCUGAUCCUGACUUCAAGUGCCGGCACCUCCAGAUUGAUAUUGAGGGGUUGAUUGAUCAAAUGAUUGAUAAAACAAAGGUGGAGAAAUCUGAAGCCAAAGCUACAGAGUUGGAAAAAAAGCUGGACUCAGAGUUAACAGCACGACAUGAGCUACAGGUAGAAAUGAAAAAGAUGGAAAGUGACUUUGAGCAGAAGCUCCAGGAUCUUCAGGGAGAAAAGGAUGCCUUGGAUUCUGAAAAGCAGCAGAUAGCCACAAAGAAACAGGACUUGGAAGCAGAGGUGUCUCAACUCACAGGGGAGGUUGCCAAGCUUUCUAAGGAACUGGAAGAUGCCAAGAAAGAAAUGGCUUCUCUCUCCGCUGCCGCUGCCGUUACUGCUGUAGCCCUUCCUAGCAGUGCUCCUGUCCCCCCCACCCCUCCUUUACCUGGUGACUCUGGCCCUGUUACUCCACCCCCAGCCCCUCCUUUACCGGGGGUGGUUAGCAUACCCCCAUCAGCUCCUCUUCCUGGAGGUGGUACCAUUCCUCCUCCACCACCUCCCCCUCCUUUGCCUGGGGGUGUUUGUAUCCCCCCACCCCCUCCUUUGCCUGGAAGUACUGUUGAUAUCCCCCCACCCCCUCCUUUGCCUGGGGGUGCUGGCAUCCCCCCACCCCCUCCUUUGCCUGGGAGGCAUCCCUUGAGCACCUUGCCUGGGGGGGCACAGGUCUCCUCUCACUUCUUGCCUGGGGGUGCUGGCAUCCCCCCACCCCCUCCUUUGCCUGGGAGUGCUAGUAUCCCUAUACCUCCUCCUUUGCCUGGGGGCACUGGUAUCCCACCCCCUCCUUUGCCUGGGGGUGCUGGCAUCCCACCUCCUCCUCCCCCUCUUCCUGGAGGUCCUGGAAUCCCUCCACCUCCACCUGGAAUGGGUAUGCCUCCACCUCCCCCUUUUGGAUUUGGAGUUCCUGCAGCCCCAGUUCUGCCAUUUGGAUUGACCCCAAAGAAGCUUUAUAAGCCAGAAGUGCAGCUCCGAAGGCCAAACUGGUCCAAGUUUGUUGUUGAGGACCUGUCCCAGGACUGCUUCUGGACAAAAGUGAAGGAGGACCGUUUUGAGAACAAUGAACUUUUCGCCAAACUUACUCUUACCUUUUCUGCCCAGACCAAGACUUCAAAAGCCAAGAAGGACCAGGAAGGUGGAGAAGAAAAGAAAUCUGUGCAAAAGAAAAAAGUAAAAGAGUUAAAGGUGUUGGAUUCAAAGACAGCCCAGAAUCUCUCCAUCUUUCUGGGUUCAUUCCGCAUGGCCUAUCAAGAGAUUAAGAAUGUCAUCCUGGAGGUGAAUGAGUCUGUUCUCACUGAGUCUAUGAUCCAGAACCUCAUUAAGCAGAUGCCAGAGCCAGAGCAGUUAAAAAUGCUUUCUGAACUAAAGGAUGAAUAUGAUGAUCUGGCUGAGUCGGAGCAGUUUGGUGUGGUGAUGGGCACUGUGCCCCGCCUGCGGCCUCGCCUCAACGCCAUCCUCUUCAAGCUACAGUUUAGUGAGCAAGUGGAGAAUAUUAAGCCAGAGAUUGUUUCUGUGACUGCCGCGUGUGAGGAGUUACGAAAGAGUGAGAGCUUCUCUAAACUCCUGGAGAUUACGUUACUUGUUGGAAACUACAUGAAUGCUGGCUCCAGGAAUGCCGGUGCUUUCGGCUUCAACAUCAGCUUCCUCUGUAAGCUUCGAGACACCAAGUCCACAGAUCAGAAGAUGACACUGUUGCACUUCUUGGCUGAGUUGUGCGAGAAUGACCAUCCUGAUGUCCUCAAGUUUCCAGAUGAGCUUGCCCAUGUGGAGAAAGCCAGCCGAGUUUCUGCUGAAAACUUGCAAAAGAACCUAGAUCAAAUGAAGAAACAGAUUUCUGAUGUGGAACGUGAUGUUCAGAAUUUCCCAGCUGCCACAGAUGAGAAAGACAAGUUUGUUGAAAAAAUGACUAGCUUUGUGAAGGACGCACAGGAACAGUAUAACAAGUUGCGGAUGAUGCAUUGUAACAUGGAGACCCUCUAUAAGGAGCUGGGAGAGUACUUCCUCUUUGACCCCAAGAAGGUGUCUGUGGAAGAAUUCUUCAUGGAUCUGCACAACUUUAAGAAUAUGUUUGUGCAAGCAGUCAAGGAAAACCAGAAGCGGCGGGAGACAGAGGAAAAGAUGCGGCGAGCGAAACUAGCCAAGGAGAAGGCAGAGAAGGAGCGGCUGGAGAAGCAGCAGAAGAGAGAGCAACUCAUAGACAUGAAUGCAGAGGGCGAUGAGACAGGUGUGAUGGACAGUCUUCUGGAAGCUCUGCAGUCAGGCGCAGCAUUCCGACGGAAGAGAGGACCCCGUCAGGACAGUCCAUUGUGCCCCUGGCAGGAGGAGUUGGAGGAGGAGGAGACCUAUACACUGCCAACAGGAAGGCUGGGUGUGCAGUCACAUCUCUGCUAGCCUCGGAGCUGACCAAGGAUGAUGCCAUGACUACUGUUCCUCCUAAGGUCGCCAAGAACAAUGAGGGAGUCCCCACAAUCCUUGAAGAACCCAAGGAGC